Microtus ochrogaster (prairie vole) is the source of this 1294-nucleotide messenger RNA. It is a transcript of the gene Pusl1, whose product is annotated as pseudouridine synthase like 1. Gene Ontology annotation, molecular function: pseudouridine synthase activity; RNA binding. The coding region runs from base 82 to 1002 and encodes 306 amino acids. The record is from RefSeq and is a predicted model, not a curated record. The transcript is spliced from 7 exons. Gene Ontology annotation, biological process: tRNA pseudouridine synthesis. Lineage: Eukaryota; Metazoa; Chordata; Mammalia; Rodentia; Cricetidae.
CCGCCUGUCACCGCCGGGGAGCGUCGCCAAAGUCCGCCGCCGCCUGCACCACCCGCUGUCACCUCCAGGGAGCGUCGCUAAAUGCGCCGCUGCACCCCGUUGCCUGUCACCGUUCUCUGUCCUCAGCCACCGGGGUCAAGCAGCUGGGCCGGCCGCGGCGGUUGGGAUUCGGAGAGUGGGGUCGCGGCCGUGAGGGGUAACCAUCGCGCUGUUGGGGUGCAGAACUUCCUGGAGGAGGCCGCCAAGCGCCUGAACUCCGUUGAGCCCAUCAGGUUUACUAUCUCCAGCCGCACUGAUGCCGGAGUGCAUGCCCUGAGCAACGCGGCGCACCUGGACAUCUGUCGCCGCUCAGGCCUGCCGCCUUAUUCCCCGGAGGUCGUGACCCAGGCCCUCAAUACCCACCUGAAGCACCGCGACAUUCGAGUACUGAAGGCCUUCCGAGUGCCCAAUGACUUCCAUGCUCGCCGUGCAGCCACCUCCAGAACCUACCUAUACCGUCUGGCCACAGGCUGCUCCUGGCCUGAUCAGCUGCCUGUGUUUGAGCAGAAUGUAUGCUGGGCUCUCCAGACGAAGUGCCUGGAUGUGGCUGCCAUGCAGGAGGCUGCCCAGCACCUCGUCGGGACACAUGAUUUCAGUGCUUUCCAGUCUGCCGGCAGCCCAACCACAAAUCCCGUGCGCACACUACGAAGAGUCUCUGUGUCUUCUGGUCCAGCCAGCCUAUUUACCCUCCCCCAGGAGAGCAGGAAGCUGCAGUUCUGGACGCUGGAGUUUGAAAGCCAGUCUUUCCUGUAUCGACAGGUACGGAGGAUGACAGCUGUGCUGGUGGCUGUGGGGCAAGGGACUCUGACACCUACACAGGUGAAAGCCAUUCUGGAGAGUCAAGAUCCCUUGGGCAAGUAUCAGACUCGAGUUGCCCCAGCCCGUGGCUUGUUCUUGAAGUCAGUGCUAUAUGAUGAUUUCGGUAAGAGGGGAUGGGAUAGGAAAGACCUGGGUCCUCACUGAGGGCAAGGGGCCUUUUAGAGGCAGUCAGACCCCCCCACCACCACCACCAUACUUGAUGAGAAUCCAAGCACCUAGUGGGGAAAUCAGUGACAGUGGAAGAAAGGACUUCAGUUGGGGACCAGUGACCAACAAGCGUGGUGGCCUGGGUUGAGUGGUCCACAGGUGGGGUCUCUGUAGGAGUUCUGCUCUGACCGAGGGUCUAUCUAUAGGUCCUACAUCCUGAGCCCUGUAAGGUCCAAUGUGGAAACGAGCUGACUGUACCGUCAGUGGAGGUGAAGAGCCACACAGCAGA